Cyprinus carpio (common carp) is the source of this 3730-nucleotide messenger RNA. Its product is annotated as tiggy-winkle hedgehog protein-like. NCBI's taxonomy places the organism in Eukaryota, Metazoa, Chordata, Actinopteri, Cypriniformes, Cyprinidae. The record is from RefSeq and is a predicted model, not a curated record. Gene Ontology annotation, molecular function: patched binding; calcium ion binding. Gene Ontology annotation, biological process: multicellular organism development; cell fate specification; smoothened signaling pathway.
AUCGUACUUUUUUGGAUAUUUUUAUACCCGGUGAACUCGAGUUUACCAUGGCAACGUGAGAAUACGUUUGUGUCAUUUCUGCAGAAAUGAAGGAGUUCUAGAGACUGUCUUUGCUUGGAUGGCAUCAUAGUUGGACUGCACUCCGUCGAGUCAAUAGACUCCCUCCCCCUGCCAUAGAUUUGCUCUGUAAUUCAUAUGGGUAGACUGCCUCUACUCAUAAGCGUCUGACCCUACCUCCCGUCAAACUAAGUCGCUCUUUCGUCUCCCACUUAGCUGUGACAGCCAACCUCCAAUGUGCUCAGUCAGUGGCUAUCGAGAGCGGUCGUUAUUGCACCUGCUUCGGUAGUGGUCGUUGGGUAGCAUCCAUCCGGUACGCACGAGAAGACUCUGUGAGAGACUAAACUUUAAAGAUCCGAAGAGUUCGUUUAACGUCAUGGACGUAAGGCUGCAUCUGAAGCAAAUUGUUUUUCUGUGUUUUAUUAGCCUGCUUCUGACGCCUUGUGGAUUAGCCUGUGGUCCUGGUAGAGGUUAUGGAAAACGAAGACACCCAAAGAAAUUAACCCCGUUGGCUUACAAGCAAUUUAUUCCUAACGUUGCCGAGAAAACGCUUGGGGCCAGCGGCAAAUACGAAGGCAAAAUCACAAGGAAUUCAGAGAGAUUUAAAGAGUUGAUUCCGAAUUAUAAUCCCGAUAUCAUCUUUAAAGACGAGGAAAACACAAACGCUGACAGACUGAUGACCAAGCGGUGUAAGGAUAAGUUAAAUUCGUUGGCGAUAUCCGUCAUGAACCAGUGGCCGGGUGUGAAACUGCGCGUCACUGAAGGCUGGGAUGAGGAUGGUCACCAUUUCGAGGAAUCUUUGCACUACGAGGGACGGGCGGUGGACAUCACUACCUCGGACAGAGAUAAAAGCAAGUAUGGGAUGCUAUCUAGGCUUGCAGUGGAGGCAGGAUUCGACUGGGUCUAUUACGAAUCCAAAGCCCACAUACACUGCUCUGUCAAAGCAGAAAAUUCAGUCGCUGCUAAAUCCGGGGGAUGCUUUCCUGGAUCAGGUACGGCGACACUCGCAGACGGGAGGAGGAAACACAUCAAAGACCUUAAAGUGGGCGACCGGGUUUUAGCGGCUGACGAGGAGGGAAAUGUCAUAUUAAGCGACUUCAUUAUGUUCAUGGACCACGAUCCGACAACGAGAAGGCAAUUCAUCGUCAUCGAGACGUCAGAGCCUUUUACAAAGCUCACCCUCACAGCCGCGCACCUAGUCUUCACUGGAAACGCGUCAUCUAGUUCGGGUAUGACAGUAACAUUUGCCAGCAACGUGAAGCCUGGAGAUACGGUUUUAGUGUCGGAAGGUACAAGCAAGAGCCUCAAGAGCGUUACAGUGAUGAGGAGUUACACUGAAGAGCACAAGGGCUCUUACGCGCCGGUCACCGCUCACGGAACCAUAAUAGUGGAUCAGGUGCUGGCUUCGUGUUACGCGGUUAUUGAGAGUCACAAAUGGGCGCACUGGGCUUUUGCACCGGUCAGGUUAAGUCACAAGCUGACGACGUGGCUUUUUCCAGCUCGUGACUCAAACGUCACUUUUCAAGAGGACGGCAUCCACUGGUACUCAAAUCUGCUGUUUCACAUCGGCUCUUGGCUGCUGGACAGAGACUCUUUCCAUCCACUCGGGAUUUCACACUUAAGUUGAGACUGCAACUACAGUAUAACUUUGUGGGCAUCAGACUCAAAUGUAGCCUAUCUUUAUUUUCUGUAAGAAAAGCCUUAAAGUGUUCAUUGAUUAAUUUAUUUGUAUUGGAUCAUCUGUCUCUGGAAACGUACCGAUUCAAGCAUGAUAUGACCGUUUUUGCGCAUUUUUAUGAAACCUACAAGAGAUUAUACAAAAUAAUAGAAAGCAAUGAAUUUACAGGGCUGUACGUGCAACCGACUGUUCUAUUUUAUUGGAUAAGCAUAGGAUGGCGAUCAAAAUUUAUAUUUUUAUACACAGAUUUGUAUAUUAGAUUUUUGACGGAUCUAAAAGUAUUUCCAGAACCUUAUUUCUUAAGUGCUAUAGUGUUAAAUUUAUUUAAACAGUUGCGAUGUAUCAACGAACUGUUCAUGUCAUUAUGUCGAGUAUGUCAAGUGUCAUUGUUUUGACCACUGUUCCAACGUUUGUGUAUUCACUACACUAACACUUUUUGUUUAAAUGUACAUUUUUUGACAAAAGUACUCAAAAUAAAUAGUGCUAUAAGUAUCUUAACAGUUUCAAGUAAAAACCCUGAUCACCAAUUUCAAAGUUCCUGUUCUGGUAACAAUUACUUUGCAGUACAUGAUAACAGAAAUCUCAUAUCACAACAAAUUAUGUUUAUUAUGCUUGAUGAUGCUGUGAUGCUUUUAAUGUCCACAGUAAGAGUAUCUCACAGCUGAUGUAGUGCGCCAUCUACUGGUCUUUAUGGCUCUGUCAGACUGUGUGCUCCAGGUUUCCUUGUGACCAAAGACAACAUCUGUGCACCUUUUUCUCUAAACUCCUACAGAAACAGAGAAAGAUUAUCCUUGAGUUUAAAAUGUUUUGUAUUUACAUUUUUUAACCCAACAUCUCUUCAACAUGAAUUAUAACAUAGCUAAAUUAAAUCUUUACAUUGACUCAACUUUCACUAUAUGAAAAGCAACAUGCUAAUGCUGAUCAGUAGCUAAAAUACAAAUAGAACCCUGUGCAUUACAAGAAUAAAGAAGUUAAUUUAAACGUUCUUCUCUAUGUAACCUUUGACAUGAUUGUUAGUGUAUUUCCAUGGCAGUUGUUAAGUUAUGGGGAGCACUAAGUAUAUGCCUCACAAAAAAAAUCAAUAAUUUUACAGUGUUUCAGUAGUCAAAUCAAGCUCAACAUGAGUGAAACAUAUUUCUGAAAGACUUGAAAAGUCUUGGAAGAAAAAAAAUUCUUAGUGAGGAAAGAAACACUGGAGUUUUAACUGCAAAGAUUGGUAAAGUACUGAUAACAUGCGAGGCAUGAUGUAGAUGAUUCAGAGGCCAUUCAAUUCAUUCUACAAGAGCUUAUGUAGAGAUGUAGAAUAGCUCAUUCAAGUAAAGCUCUAAAAUAAUUGAAAGCAACGAAGCUCAACUUUGGCACAAGUUCAAGCAGCGACUAGCUCAAUAACACUGCCCACCUGAGUCAGUUAAUCCAUCAGACUUCAAUCAGACACCAGGCACAAAACCUGUGAUGAAUGAUGCAGACAGGCUGGGAGAUACACUGGUAUGCUGAUCUUUUUCCCUCAACAUUUAACUCAAACACAACAUUGGUGGUGGUGGGGAGGGGGACUCAAAUUGCUUAAUGAGAAAAGUAAGUAACAUUUAGAGAGUGUUGCGACAAGGAUUGAAAUUCCACUCACAUUCUGCUUUUGAGGAGGGAGCGGUGUUGACUCUGUGUGGUUGAGACUUGCUGGAAGACACAAAAGGAGCUGCGUGGAGACAGAGGGAUGACCUUGGGCCCGGCCCAGGUACAAAAGCACUGCUAAAGAAACAUUCCAGGGGACCGGGAAAACAAACUAGCCCCUAAUCCUCUCUCUAUCCCACAGUCUGCCGGAUUAGAGCAGGGCCACUCUCUGCAAAUGUUGACAUUCCCUAACACAAGAUGUUAGCGUCUUGGAAAAUAUUUCAGAAUGAAACGUCUGUUGCAAGCAAAAGACGGCACACAAUAGAUGAGGCGGUCUUGUUGUAUCUAAGAAGCAGUGAACCACAUAUUCUUUCAGUGGUCUGUGUGAUU